Molecule: messenger RNA, 156 nt
Organism: Colletotrichum tamarilloi
Lineage: Eukaryota; Fungi; Ascomycota; Sordariomycetes; Glomerellales; Glomerellaceae
Exons: 2
Coding region: 1-156 (51 amino acids)
Source: RefSeq, a predicted model, not a curated record
AUGCACCACUUCAACGCGGCAGACAACCAUCCAGAAGCCGCCAGCAGAUGGGUUUCGUGGAUCCCUAUGGCGGGCCUGAAAUGGGUCGAGGCACCAAUCAUCAACACACCGCCCUCUUCCCUCACUCCGCUUAACCUCGACAUCCACCAGCCAUAG